Messenger RNA from Oreochromis aureus, 1372 nucleotides. RefSeq names its product circumsporozoite protein-like. Lineage: Eukaryota; Metazoa; Chordata; Actinopteri; Cichliformes; Cichlidae. The transcript is spliced from 3 exons. The record is from RefSeq and is a predicted model, not a curated record. Bases 578 to 1105 code for a protein of 175 amino acids.
UAAUGAAUUACAGUAGUCCAGCCUGGAAGUAAUAAAUGCAUGAACUAGUUUUAUUCUAGGGUCAGAUUUGUUAUUGUACACACAUUUGCACAUUGUGUACUGUGCACGUGCACUGGUACAGACUACAAAUAACAUCUGAGCAUCAGAACAGUCGCUGAAAUAGAGCAGAAGUAGAAACAGAAAGUAGCGUAUCAUAGAAAUACUUACUCAUUGAUUUUGCUUUUGUUCUCAGGUGAGUCACAGUUUAAAUAACCGUGUAUGAACUGUUAAAGUGUGAAGUGUCUCUGGCCUGAAGAACGUGGCAGCACUUUGAGCUCACGUUCAGUGAUGGGCGGUUUGUGUUGGCUCAUGUUUUGGGAGUAGUUCGAUGCACAGAAACAUACGAAGUAACGUCAGUACAGAAAAGGAGAGCACUUCUGUGAAUGAUGAAUUAGCCGGUGGAACAGGUCGGGCUGCUCUGCAGACACACCCGAUUCCUCAGCUGAGCCACCUGAGGGGCGUUGCCGGCUGCGCUCUCACCUUAGAGCUGAACUUAAAGCACACCUGAGUGCACCCCAGAGACAGAAACACCACAGAGAUGGACAACCUCGCAGAGAUGGCCGGCCAAAAAGUGGGUAGCUUGGUGGAGGGGGCAGUGAAGGGAGCUCUGAAUUCAGCCAACAAGAACAAAGAUGAGAAGAAAGGAGGAGGCGGCAUCUUCUCGAUGUUUGGAGGCAACAAGAACAAAAACAAGGACAAAACAGAUGACAAACAGAAGAAAGACGAUAAAGGAGCACCCCUCCCAAAUGUGCCCAACAAAGAUGGUAGUGGGGGCAAGAAACCAGUACCUGAAGGGAAUCUAGCGGGAACUGCAGGAGGGAACGUGGGACCGACGAUGGGAGGAGGUGCAGGAGGGAACGUGGGACCGACGAUGGGAGGAGGUGCAGGAGGGAACGUGGGACCGACGAUAGGAGGUGGUGCAGGAGGGAACGUGGGACCGAUGAUGGGAGGAGGUGCAGGAGGAAGUGGAGGAUCAGCUGGACCUGUAGCACAGGGAGGAGUCACAGCAGACAGAGAUCUGAUGGAUGAUCUGUUCGAGCUGGGAGAAGAAAUGAAAGGGAACUGAAGCAAAAGGAAGAAACCCCGACUUCCACCACAACCACUCAGAGAAGAUCCGGAAAGACGAGCGCACCCACAUUUUUCUCUGAUCUACAGUUUUGCACAGAACUAAAGAUUUUAAUGCAUUAUCAGCCUAUUAUUCAUCGUGUUUCAUUCAUCGUGUUUUCUGCUUUAAAACUCAGGCAGAUGAAGAGAUAACCAGUCAGUGUGUUUAACUUUAUCAUAAUAAUAGCACCAGCAAAGAUGUUAUGAACAAAUAAAUUUAAAUGUUUUA